Molecule: messenger RNA, 4506 nt
Organism: Serinus canaria (Common canary)
Lineage: Eukaryota; Metazoa; Chordata; Aves; Passeriformes; Fringillidae
Gene: DYNC1LI2
Product: dynein cytoplasmic 1 light intermediate chain 2
Exons: 13
Coding region: 54-1523 (489 amino acids)
Biological process (GO): microtubule-based movement; microtubule cytoskeleton organization
Cellular component (GO): cytoplasmic dynein complex; centrosome
Molecular function (GO): dynein heavy chain binding
Source: RefSeq, a predicted model, not a curated record
GGGCGGGGUCCUCGCGGCCCGGUGAGGUCACUCUUUGUGGCGGCGGCUCCAAGAUGGCGCCGGUGCUGGCGGAGAAGAAGCUGCUGGGGCCGGAUGGGCCUGGCGGGGCCGAGCUGCCCGGCGAGGAGGACGAGGGGCAGAACCUCUGGUCCUCCAUCCUCAGCGAAGUCUCCACACGGUCCAGAUCUAAAUUGCCAUCGGGCAAGAAUAUUCUUGUUUUUGGUGAUGAUGGUUCAGGCAAAACCACACUCAUGGCUAAAAUACAGGGAGCAGAGCAUGGCAAGAAAGGAAGAGGACUGGAAUACUUGUAUCUGAAUAUUCAUGAUGAAGACAGAGAUGAUCACACUCGCUGCAAUGUCUGGAUCCUGGAUGGAGACUUGUACCACAAAGGGCUGCUGAAGUUCGCCGUUUCUGCUGAAUCCCUGCAAGACACCAUCGUGGUCUUUGUUGCAGAUAUGUCUAGACCUUGGACUGUUAUGGAGUCUUUACAGAAGUGGGCCAGUGUCUUGCAAGAACACAUUGAUAAGAUGAAAAUUCCUCCAGAAGAGAUGAGGCACAUGGAGCAGAAGUUUAUAAAGGAGUUUCAGGAGUAUGUAGAACCUGAAGAAGGUUACCAAGGAUCGCCACAGAGGAGAGGCCCCUCGUCUGGCCAGGAGGAUGAACACGUUUCCCUUCCCCUCGGAGACAACGUGCUGACUCACAACCUGGGCAUCCCCGUGCUCGUGGUGUGCACUAAAUGUGAUGCAGUUAGUGUCCUGGAGAAGGAGCAUGACUACAGGGAAGAACACUUUGACUUCAUUCAGUCACACAUCCGCAGAUUCUGCUUACAGUAUGGGGCUGCCUUGAUUUAUACAUCAGUAAAGGAGGAGAAGAACCUUGACCUGUUGUAUAAGUACAUUGUACAUAAAACCUACGGUUUCCAGUUUACCACGCCUGCCUUAGUGGUAGAGAAGGAUGCAGUUUUUAUACCUGCUGGUUGGGACAAUGAGAAGAAAAUUGCCAUUUUACAUGAAAACUUCACAACAGUAAAACCAGAAGAUGCAUAUGAGGACUUCAUUGUAAAACCUCCUGUAAGAAAGUUAGUCCAUGAUAAAGAGCUGGCAGCAGAAGAUGAGCAAGUAUUUCUUAUGAAGCAGCAGUCAUUCCUUGCCAAACAGCCAGCAACGCCUACAAGAGCAUCAGAAUCUCCUGCAAGAGGCCCUGCAGGAUCCCCAAGGACUCAAGGCAGAGCUGGUCCCGCCAAUGUACCCAGUGCCUCACCAAUCACAUCAGUUAAGAAACCAGAUCCAAAUAUUAAAAAUAAUGCUGCAAGUGAAGGUGUCUUGGCUAGUUUCUUUAACAGUCUCUUGAGCAAAAAGACUGGCUCUCCUGGAAGUCCUGGUGCUGGAGGAGUGCAAAGCACAGCCAAGAAAUCAGGACAAAAGACAGUUUUGGCAAAUGCUCAGGAGGAGCUGGACAGGAUCACUCGAAAGCCUGACCCCAUGGUAACAACAAACUCUCCUCCAACAGAGAAUGAGGCUUGAUGGGCAGAACAAUGCAGAUGUAAAUGACCAAAUAACUAUGUAUAGUGAUCUGAUAAGACCAGGAAUUUUCUGCUAUGGCAGAUGCUAUCAGUUUUCUCGGGGCAGGGGAAAUGAGCUUACUACAUCAUUGCCUUGUCCCAGUAAAAAGUGCGCAUUCAGGAAGUUUGCAUAUAAAAUCCCUCUGUAUAAGAUAACCAUUUAGAGUUUAUAUAGGGCAAUUCCUUUGGUUUGGAGGCAAAGCAGGUGCAGCUGCAUUUCCUGUUGUGAAGAACACAGAGAAGCAAAAUGGAGAAUUCUCAAAAGUACUACUGACUGCACACGAGGCAAGGAAGAGAACUGAAACCCUCUUUCAGAGUUUCUGGAACUGGCUACUUGUAUGUUUGCAAUGCAUUAUAUUCUUGGAGUGGUGGUGGUGGAACAGCAUUAACUGGGGGAAAGAAGCCAAGGUGGGGAAUGGAGCCCUAAAAGGGGAAACGGAUUUGGGACAGCGAGAAACCAGAAUGUUGGAUUGACUGGAGAGGAGCAAUGUUGUCAAAUCCUGUGUUUCACAGGGGGUAAAUAGUCACUGUUUUAAAAAGACUACUUUACAUUGGAGAAUUCCAUGCCAAACACUAAGAACCAUGGGAAUUUAUUCUUGUUAUAAAUCUUGUUUUAGUUUAUAAUGAAGUCUUAAGAGUGUGGAUGCCCUUUCUGGUGUAGCUGACAAAGGGAGAAACUAAACUUUAGCUCCAAGUGCCUGGCACAGUAUGUGAUGUGUCUUUAGAAGGUGCUUGAACUUAUUGUGCACUGUAGUACAAACAGUCACUGUUUGGUUUUAUUUGAAAAACAGUAGUUUGGCAAUUUGUAUUUAAUUUUAAAUCCUGUUUUCUGAUAGCUUCUGCCUUUUUUAUGCCAAGAGGCUGGCCUAUGAAGAAUGGUGGGUGAUGGAUCAUUUUCCCAUAAUGAAAUGUGCUACAGAACACUCUCAGUAUUUUUCUUUCUUACUUUUUUGUAACUAAGUAUUAGCUACCAAGCUAAAAUGGAUUCCUGCCUUACACCUAUGGAGGUUUUUAAAAAAAACUUUCAAGGCCCUAGUUCCAACCACAUCUGCUGCAGGUGCAGCCAACUCCAAUUCUGAAGGUAACCUAAAAAGUAUGAAUGUGUACACGAUGGACAUCCUGAAGAAGUUGUUUUGUGUUUUCUUUCAUGUAGCAUUUCAUUUGGAAAGAUGGGUUGUGGUUGUCCCCCUUGCUCUAAGGGAGCCCUGUCCAUGGUCACAUAAACCCUCAUUCUGUACAAACAAACACAGCUGCAGUGGUUACUGAAAUGGCACUUUGAUUUUAUACACAGUAUGCUUGUUUUACAUGGACACACUACCAGAAAUUAAAAAGACCAAGCAUAUUCUGUGCUCUUAAUGCUGAAGGGAAAAACCACAAUUUGAAUUAUACAGAGUUUACUUUUUAUUGAUAUGAACUUGUUGUACUAAAUCUGAUGUCUGAAUAUAACUUCCCUAAUAUAUAUUGUUACUUUAAGAUACAGAAUUAGACUGACCACUAACACAGUGCUGGGUGUUAACCUCAACUCCUAUGUUACAGCAAGAGGCUGUUCGUAUGAGUCUGUCUAGACAUCUAGAAAGCUAAGGGUAUUUACUUGCCUCUUUGACAAACAUUAUCAUGAGUAUGUUACUUGUGCCAGUUUUUUGUGGUUUUUUUUUUUUUUUUUGGUUGAAAAUACUUUAUUUUUGGGUUUGGGUGGUUUUUUUUUUGGUUUUUUUGUUGGUUUUUUUUUUUGUGUUAUUGGGUUUUUUUUUGUUUGUUUGUUUUGGGUUUCUUUUUGUUUUGUUUUGUUUUGUUUUUUUACUUUUUUAAGAAAUGGUAUGACCUGAAGUUAUACAGUUGUCUAGAUAACAGUUAGACUAAGACUGUGGCUUGCUGAUGGUGAUGUGGAUGCACUUUCUGGUGUAAUGGGUGCCAGUUGCAAGUGACCACACCAGAAGUAAUUACACACUGUCCUACUGACACUGAGAAGUGAGAUUGGAGACUAAACCAUCAAAAAUUGGACAAGAAAACUAAAGUGUGUGAUUGUAAUGGCAUAGUUUGAAAACCUCAGUCUGAAACUGCCUUUUUUUGUCAUCUAACCUGAUAAGCACUUUUCUAGCAAUAUGGCUAAAACUUACGAUGGAAGUAUUUUCCAUAAGUAUAAAAAUGUUAAGUAUACUAAAACUGAUCAAAACUGUUACUGUGUUAUAACUUACCAGCUUUGAAGAAAGACAAAACAGGGACAGAUUUCCAGUUUCUAAUUGCAAGUGAAUGCUCCUAGUUUACUGAAGAGAGCUGUAAGUAAUGUAGCAUCCUGUGGGUGCCAAAGUCUGCUGGCUUUGGUGAGCUGCACAGUUGUUAUUCUGGUGUCUUCAAGCAUUGGAACCAAAGGCCAAAUGCAAACAGCCUUUACAUUUUCAAGUGAAACUUCAUUUUAUUUGCAGAUACACUUGUAUGGUAGACUGUUUAAACUAUUAUAUGCCUAUAUUUAUAUGCAUCAUAGUGACUGCAUCUACUGUUCAUGUUUAAACUAAGAAAACAAAAAACGAAAGCAUUCAACUUGAAGCAAAUAGAAAACUUUAAAGAUUGGCCCUCCAUAAAAAUGCUGUGGUUAUGCUGCUUGAUUUUAAGUUUGCACUUUUUUUAUUGGCAUUAAAAAAAACAAAACUGUUUAAACUGAACAGAAUUUCGUAUUUUAUUUAAUUUAACUAUGUUGAAAGUGACUGCUCUGUACAUCGUGAACUUAACAAUAUACCUGCUGUAAAUGAAAGUUCACUGUCCUGUAUACUAAGUUUAUAAGUUUUUUUUUCCGACUUACAAUUAGGACUGCAAAUGUAUGAAACAAACCUUAGUCCACUUGUAUGGCUUUAACCAGGUGCAGUAUGCAGUCAUGUGGAACCUUGCUUUCUAGUGCUGGCAAAAUGAGGACGUCUUUAAUUACUGGCUUCAAUAAACAUGAAUCCAGA